AAAAUAUUCGUCCAGUGUACAAAAAUAUUAGACGACUCAGAAAAGGGAGGCCAAACUCCUUCAUUCUUGACACAUAUGUAGACACGAAACUUGUCAUGGUAUCAUAGAGGGAGGUCCGAUUCUAGAGAUGUCUUACAUUCUACCAAUCGAAAGUUGGAACCUGCUCGUAUGAGCAUCUGAAGUAAGUCAGAGGUACAGUUUUAUUUAUCGAGUGGGCGAUCAUCGUAGAUGCUCGAAAGGUAUUGGUCUAAGUGGCGUAGCGAUUCGCGCCGAAUCCGUAAUGAGAGGGAACCGAAAUCUCGAAACUCUGACAAUAAGGGACGCUGGAGUCGGGACGGGCGUUGCUCGCGAAAACAAACCACUGGUAAUGAUCGAAGUUUGUCGCGAGGCCACUCGAGGUAAUGGCGAGUAGUUAGACGAGCGCGUGGUCAAACGCAACCCUCGACAACCCUUUGGAUUACAUCGAGAUCCGAAGGGUAUAGAAAGCAAAUUGUUGAAGCGAACGCGACUGAAACUUCCCUCUCGUCUUUACCGCGAGAACGGGAUAUCUCUCGGUCUCUUUGAUUGUUUCCAUCUAAAUUUCCAACUUCAUCCCUUAUCGACUGAUCUUCGCGAUUUCUCUAUAAACUACCGUCGAGCGAAUCGCUUUUACGCGAACGCUAUCAGAAGUAAUGCGACUCAUUGUUCAAAUUAAAACGAUUUUAAAUUUUUUAACAUACUUCCUUGUUGAUAUGCAAGAGUAAACAGUUUGUAGAUCUUGUAGGGGUGCGUCACGUAGCUUAUUAAACAACGAACGUUGAAAAUAAAAGUAUCGUGUCCAACAUUGUCCUGUUGUAAAAAAAUAGUUCUUACGACUAGGUUAAUUUUCAGUUAUUGUUCACGUCUAGCCACGUUUACAUCUACAGUAUAAACAUCUGUUCCAAGUGCUGGUCAACAGGUUUUAUUUAUAUGAGGGUUUAUUCUCAGUUUGAGUAUCGCAUACCUCGUGUACCGCUAGAAUAUUGCGCAGUUGUCCGCUGGAAGAUUAGAGCACCAAACUCGAAGGAAGAUUCAUGCGCAGGGUCGCCAUAGCUGGACACAACUAUGCAAGCAAACUUCCCGGACACAAUGUCCGGCUAACUAUGCAUCGAAUGACGUGAACUGUGCAAUGUUUGCACCAAUAUACCGGGAGCGGCAACUGCGAACUGCAAAUCGUCACUGACGAAAUCAGAUUACGAAACGAAUUUACUCGAGGAGCCAAACCUAGCUACGGCGACGCUCUGAUUACUUCGGAACUUCCCACGAAUUUCUAUAUUCGUGAUCUUCCCUUGCCGAUGAAAUCGUGAUUUCAGGUGGUGGUUGAACAGGCGCCAACAGCAUUCACAAAUUUGCUCUCGGAAUGAAGAACGCUUAAUGGAAUAUUGGAAACUUUACGCGCCAGUGUGAAGCCGUAAAGAUGUUGAAUUUAUGAAACCCUUAAACGAUGCAAAAUUCGCGCUUGUUUCCCGCCUCCUUCAUAAAUUUCGCAAGUUUUUGUCGCGUACUUAUUAUGCAACGGUCUCGCGUGCUUCAAAAAUGGAUACUGCAAAUGCGAGAUUAAGAUUCGAUUAGUCGCGAGUUUAUCGUGUAAACUUAAUAAAAUCCGACUAAACGACCAUAAAGAGUAGUAUGAGGUCAAGUAAUUUAGGAAAGUGUUUAGAUAAGAUGGUAUGCAGUAGUUUAAAAAUGAAACACAAUGAGAUUACGUUUUGUCGGCUAAUUUAAAAUCGUGACUGUCGAAGUCCUUAUGCAUUGCGAGAGAUAGAACGACCUCGCGAUUUGGAUAUCGUCGUUGAUAUUCGCGGCAGUAUUACUGUCCUCGUUGCAUACCUAAAUCGAAUAUCGAAAUGCAAUCUUGGCAUAUUUUGCAUGUAAAAUCGUGGAAGACAUUGGGCGCGGUAAAUGCAAUUGUAAUACUCGAAAUUUAAGAACAGACUGAAAGAAAAGAAGAGCGACCACUAAUGAUUGGUGCACGAGCGUCUAUGCAGGUUGGUCGAAAGGGGUGAGAAGUUUGAAUAGGUCCCCGAGGGCGUAACAACGUCGUAGACGUGUAUGCCGCGUCUUCCCUCGCUUCACCUUGCAUGUCUCUGUAUACGACUAAGUACAAUAUAACUCUCUCUUCUGACUCCUGUCGCCACGGUUUGACAUAACGGCUCUGAGCACCGGGCAAGUUUAGAACUAGCGAACCCGGCUUUAUCUACGGUCCACGGGCGAGAUUAACGAAACAAAGAGGUUAUCCCCUUGUGGAAUGUCGUCUUUCUCGUUUAAGGAUUCGAUGCACAAUCUCCCUUUAUGCGGGUCGUACAACUGACAAGACCAACGUAUGAGUUACAAUUGUACAAGAGAAAUCAUAAAGGAACAAUGAUGUUUCGAGGGCUUUCUUUGGAAAGAUUCCUUUGUCGAGCAUUUAAUUGGAAUUCAGUACGAGACGGUAAGCAAAUCGAUUUAUUUGGAUUCGACGUCGUUAUUAGUUCACUCUGGCUGCGUAGGCAGAGCAAUUUCCUUUUUAUAGUUAACCGCGGUUCAAAUCGAUAGAUAGUCGCACCCGGUCGGCCGUAACUUCGUUUCGAGGGAAAUAUCUGGAUAAAACUGUCGAGGAGAAACUUCGUAGUGCUUUUGCAUGCUUCAAGAGCUCCUUAAUGGUCGCUAAGAAGAGCUUAUUGAAAGAAAGUUACCUCGUUUAAAUCCAAUCCCUUUAGUUCGCCGCAUUCAUCGCGCAUGCAUGAACCCACCUCCGACGAAAUUCAUCGCGGACUUAGUGGUAGUGUAUUCAAUCAAAAGUUGCCUUGCAUCUGGUCAGCUGAGUUAACCACGAGUUCCAGUCGAGGCGUUGGCGUCGGUUUAACUCGCGACUACUUUACUUUCAGACUUUUCAAAUCACAGAACCGACUCGCUUUGAGCCGCGAAACGAGUCGAUGCUCGUUUAAAUUAGUUAAAUCAACCGUUCGACUGUUGCUAAUGAACUUUGCUCAUUAGCGUCCCAUGGUUGGGUGUUACAAAAGUGAAAUUUUCAGAGACGUCGAUACACCAUGUGAAAAUUAAAUUAAUCCAGUUGAUUUGGUGAACGAUUGAAAAGCUGACAACGAUUAACGAUAUUUGUUUUUGUAAACAGAUCAAAAAGAAGAGUAGAGGUACGUUAGACGGAUUUGCGAGAUACUUUGAAAUCUUCGUCAAUAUUUACCUUGCUGUGAUGUAUUCCAACAGUGCGUGGGAAAAUACUAUAACGCGCAAGAUAAAGGAUGUAUGCAUGACCGAUGUCUCUAGAGACGGAGAGAGAAGACGUCUGGCCAAUUUAUUAUGCAAACAUUUACACUCGACGUGCGCUACCUUAAAUCUCGGUGCUUGCCUGAAAUGCCCCGCUAAGCUUUCUAUUAACCGUGAUGUAUCGGCACGAAUACAACCGUCACGACGUGGAUCGAUCACCGUCUUUGUUCUCGCUGAAAUGUCUGCAGUAUUUUAUUUACGUAUCUCCUCUCAUUGCACGUUCAGAAAAUUUAUUCGAAAAGAAAUCGAAAUCGUUUGGAGUAAAAGAACUAUGAAAUAAAUUUUGGGGUUAAAUCGUGUGUCUCGGGCUACCGUGGAAGGCUUUCACCGAACCGAAGAAAUCACGACUGGUUCAGAGAUAUCGAUGAGGAAGCCUUUAGUCAACCCUUGGAAACCGAUGAAACUUUAGCAAGACAUUCGCUGUAGAAACUUAAAAAGCGUACGUAUGAUCGCGCGAUUUCUAUAAAGUUUCAUAAAGCAUUUUCACGAUAGGAAGAGGCUAGAUGUCGCCAUUUUUCAAUCGGUGAAAUGAAGUUCGUGUUCCCAAAAUUGUUCGUUGCCAUUCCGACAAAGGAGGAUAAAUAUGGAAUUGACGUGAAAUAAUUCGGCUCGGUCAAGAAACAGCUCAGUUAUUCGUAAAAAUCCGCUUGUAACAAAGAUGGAUUUGCCGCUCGAUCUCAGAACGUUUCACCUUCAUCGGUCAAGGAACAUUAAGACCACGAAAGAUCCAGCGACAACGGAUUCCUCGAGCGAAGAUAAAGCGGACCAAUCCUGCAGCAAAUUGGCUCCUUUGAUCAGCCUGGAAAAGAAGGAGAGCCCUGUGAAUCCGUACAAUCGAGCAGACUGGACGAAAAUGAACUCGAAAUGGCCGCUUCCGGACACGGAUGACAAUGAGAUCAGCGCUGUUAACAGUCUACCGCAACUCGACUGUGGUGCAUUCCCGAAAUCGCACAUGGACACGUGUUCCUGCUGUCCUCGGGAGACCUUUGACAACUACGAUACAGACGCUAUCGCCAACUACAGGAGCAUUGUUCUCAAAGACGACGGUUGUUGCAAAGCCCAUUGGAUGCGAAAAGAGUGUUAUCAACGAAUUAAGGCCAAAGUGAAUAAGGCCGUCAAGAGGCACAAAAUAUUUUUGAUACGCGGCGAGUUGCCAAAAUUGAAGGAAGCUCUAGAGAGAAGAGGCUGGGUGCAGAAAUACGAAGCCACAAAAACAAGAACACUACCUUACGGUAGCGUGGCCAGCUUAGAGGCAAGAUCAUUAGGCGAUCUGACUCAACCGGACGGAACAUUAAACGAGAGAGCGGUGGUUUUCGCUUUACUACGUCACAAAUCGCCUGACUUUAUAUGGGACUCCCGAAACGACUUUGUCGACUGGCACCGUGGCCUAAGUAGCAAUACCCUCCUCAACAGAUAUCAGAAACCCUCAGUUUACACCUCCAAGCUAGGAAUGGCUCGUAUACUGGAAGAAGCUCACUGGUUGUACGAGAAGGACGUGUCGAGCGUGUUAUUCCCUCGAAGUUACAACCUCAGCAGAGAACCGAAAGCUUUCCUCGAGGAUUUUCGACUGACCGCUGCUGCUGGCCUGUUGAAGUGGUUCGUAGAAAGAAUGCAAGACAACCGGGACACGGUGGACCUGGGACAGCGUACGAUUCCAAUGAGUCGAGUGGAAUUUGCCAUAAAACGCUGCGAGGAAUUUAUUGCUUGCGCGAGCCAUAAGAACAUAGAUGAAGACUUUGUCGCCGAGCUUUCGGAAGAGGAGUGGAAUUCCUUUUUGGAUGAUUACGCCACAGCCGUCCACGAUUACGGGAGAAUCGAGAAUAUUUCAGAGAAAAGUCAAGAAUAUCUCCAAAAGUAUAUCGAAGCAGCAAAGUCGACUCUGUCGAAAUUGAAAGAGGUCGAUCCGCAGUACGAGCUGAAUGGAAUGCGGAACACGUGGAUCCUGAAACCCAGUGAACUUUGUUGCGGUACCGGUAUCAGUAUAUCUCACAACCUGAACGACAUAUUCCGAAAGGUAAAGAGUCGUCCAAAGGAUUAUUUCAUCGUUCAAAAGUACAUCGAGCGUCCUUUAUUGAUUCACGACACGAAGUUCGAUAUCAGGCAGUGGUAUUUGGUCACCAAUACGUUUCCUAUGACAAUAUGGUUAUUCAAGGAAGGACUGCUUCGGUUCAGCUCGAAGCCCUACACUUUCUCAACUUAUCACGAAGCGAUUCAUAUCUGCAAUACCGCCAUUCAGGAGAAGUACGACGAGGAAAGGAGGAGAAGGAGGAAGCGUGGAAUUUCGGAGGAAGUCGUAAAAUCGGUUCGCGAUCAGGGAUGGGACUGCGAGAAGCUGAACGAAUAUUUAAAGCAAAUGGGACUCGAGGGCGAACCGUAUUACGACAAGAUUUACCCGAAAAUGUCGGAAGCUAUAGUUCUGACGAUGUUAGCCUCCCAAGAACACAUGGACAGGCGACGGUGCAGUUUCGAGCUGUACGGAGCUGAUUUCGUCGUGAUGGAAGACCUCUCCGUCUGGUUGAUCGAGAUCAACACGAAUCCUCGGAUGCACCCGCCCAGCUCGAGAAUUACCAAACGCCUCUAUUCCGGUGUCCUCCAGAGCUUGGUUAAAGUGGUAAUGGACGUGCCUAUGAACGCAGCUGCAGACACUGGCGGGUUCAGCCUCGUCUACAAGCAACAUAUACCCGAUUUCCGACCUUAUCUCGGGCCUUGUCUCUUCGUGUUCGGCAAGUCGAUAACGCUGCAGGAGCAUCCGCGAAAACGCGACAAGAAGAAGGGAAAGGCGAACGGGUGGAUCAAGCAGCAACAACACCAACAACAGCAACCCCGUGCAUGGACCGCUCCACCAAUGAUUCCGCGCUCGAGGGAUCCAAAAAUAGUCGACUUCAUCGACUAUUUGAACACCGCUCGAGCUGUAACUUAGCUUUACAAUCGCAUUAGUAUACGAUAAUUGUCUUCGUGGGCAGGCUUGUAAAAUGUACGAUACGUAAUAAUCGAUGUAACAGCUCCGCGUCCGUUGCAUCGCGAUGCGCGCACGCUUCUUAUCGCAGCCGCAUCCAUUCCAAGCAAAUCGAUAGUUGGUAAAUCAAAAUAUACGAAUUUGAUAAAACGUAAUUGGACGAGCGUUGCUUUGGGGUUAUCGCGUGUUAGACUGGUUGCGAACGGGUAGAGGUAGCUCGACACGGAGAAUUAGUCGAAAGGUUGUUAAAAGGUCGGAACGACCCAGUUUUCGCGUGGAGUUCAACGACGAAACGGUGAGCGCGCGUUCCGAGUUAAAUCGCGAGCAAUUAAAAAAAAGGAAAACAAAAAGAAACGGGCAAUUCUUUUUUUGGUGUAGGAAGGACAAUAAACGCAAGAAAAGAAUGAACGUAGAACGUAGUCUAGCACCGAAUCCAAAUUUUCAACGAAACACAUUUCCUGUUUCGACCGAAACUAAAUCUGGAUCGUUACUUUCACGUUGACAUAAUCGACGGAUGAACAACUGCAUUCUACUGUCGAGCAAGUUUAUCGCAAGUCGAGAAUAUUCGGGUUUGGUCGUAAUUUACCGGUUCCUCUGGCCAGCGCGGCGAGUAGGUAGCUUCCCGGGAAAAGUCAGUUGCACCGUAGUGUAAUUAAUGGGCUCAAGAUAGACGAAGUAAUUAACGCUGUCAUUAGCCGGUGCCGUCGCUGCGUCGACGUUUCUUUCGGCAACUUCCUGCCAGAAAUACUGGGCUGAAUGUAUUCGUGAGAGCUGAAGAGGAGACUCCACUCUUCGUACGAAGUCUUUUAUACCGUUCGUGGCACUGUGAGAACAAAUAGCGCAUCGAGGUAACGCUUUAUGUAUACGAAAUACGGUAUAUUUGGGGGUAAAAAUACGGUAAACUUUUGUGCGGGCGAACGUUUUAGAUCAAAUAUUUUAUCGUUCGGAGUGUAACGAAAAUCAAUAGCCAAGCGUUUUUAGGCAAUAUUUUUAUAAGGGAAUAUGGUAGAAAAUUUCUGAAUCGCAAAAACUAUUCUAUUUCGUGUAAGUCCGAGCACAUUUAUUAACAUCGAAUCGAUGAACUGGGCUAAAAU
Messenger RNA from Hylaeus anthracinus, 7332 nucleotides. RefSeq names its product tubulin glycylase 3A-like. The record is from RefSeq and is a predicted model, not a curated record. NCBI's taxonomy places the organism in Eukaryota, Metazoa, Arthropoda, Insecta, Hymenoptera, Colletidae. Gene Ontology annotation, cellular component: cilium. The transcript has 14 exons. Gene Ontology annotation, molecular function: protein-glycine ligase activity, initiating. Bases 3941 to 6202 code for a protein of 753 amino acids. Gene Ontology annotation, biological process: cilium movement; cilium assembly; protein polyglycylation.